Echinops telfairi (small Madagascar hedgehog) is the source of this 806-nucleotide messenger RNA. Its product is annotated as small ubiquitin-related modifier 1-like. The transcript is spliced from 2 exons. Lineage: Eukaryota; Metazoa; Chordata; Mammalia; Afrosoricida; Tenrecidae. The record is from RefSeq and is a predicted model, not a curated record. The coding region runs from base 1 to 483 and encodes 160 amino acids. Gene Ontology annotation, molecular function: ubiquitin-like protein ligase binding; protein tag activity. Gene Ontology annotation, biological process: protein sumoylation. Gene Ontology annotation, cellular component: nucleus; PML body.
AUGGGUUGUGCCCGGGAAGCUGGUGGCAGUGGUCUGCACACAAGGCUGGAUGACACUAACAUUGUGCUCAAGGACCUUGGGGAACUCACAAUGAUGCUGGGGACGAGGAAUGAGGAAGCAUGCCCCAAAUCAGCCCAGACAUGCUUGUUUGUUCUUCUGGAGGCAAAACCUUCAACUGAAGACUUGGCGGAUAAGAAAGAAGGCGAAUACAUCAAACUCAAAGUCAUUGGACAGGAUAGCAGUGAGAUCCACUUCAAGGUGAAAAUGACAACACAUCUCAAGAAACUCAAAAAAUCAUACUGUCAAAGACAGGGAAUUCCAAUGAAUUCACUCAGGUUUCUCUUUGAAGGUCAGAGAAUUGCUGAUAAUCACACUCCAAAAGAAUUGGGAAUGGAAGAAGAAGAUGUGAUUGAAGUUUAUCAGGAACAAACGGGGUCAUUCAACAGUUUAGAUAUUCUUUUAAUUUUUUUUCUUUUCCCUUAAUCCCUUUUUAUUUUUAAAAAUAGUUCUUUUGUAAUGUGUUCAAAAUGGAAUUGAAAACUGGCACCUCUCUUGCAAACAUCUGGCAUUUCAAAUCCUAGUGCUCAGUGUUCAUUAGCGUUUUCUCAUUGUGCUGACAUUUGGUGAUCAAACCUCAGCCCCUCAUAAUGUCCUCCUCUUCUUCACAGUGACCUGUGUGCACAGAGAGUCCCCUUGUCCAGGGCUGUGCAUUUGCAGGCUUGUGGAAUAAAUAAGACCGACCAUUGCAAGUGUUCCCAAUGACUUUCCAAUUGGCCCUGAAGUUCUAGCAUUUGAUUGCUUUGCUC